AUGCUGGGCCAAUCGCCGGGCCUCGAACACUACUACCCCCAUGAGGCGGCCAAUUUUCGGGACUGCGACGUGGCCGUGAAAAUCAUCCAGAAGCACGCGUCCGAAAAGGAGCUCCAAAUGUUCCUCCACGAGAUCGACAUGAUGAAAACCCUCGGCUUCAACGAGCAUCUGGUGAAUAUGCUGGGAUGCAGUACGCAGUCGGCUAAACGGUCGUGUUUGGUGCUGGAGUACUGUGCGAAUCGCGACUUGAAGAGCUAUAUUUUGAGGCGGCGCUCCGAUUUAGAUCAGAAAUUCCAGAGCCGCUCAAUCGACGAGCAAAUCGACUGCACCAAGGAGUUUUUGCACUUUGCCUGGCAGAUUUAUGGU
This is a messenger RNA of Mesorhabditis spiculigera, 366 nucleotides long. Lineage: Eukaryota; Metazoa; Nematoda; Chromadorea; Rhabditida; Rhabditidae. The record is from the annotation of a GenBank genome assembly.